AUGGUUGCUAUAAGCACUGUCCCUCUCGCGGCUGCGUUUGGCGCUGGCGCGGCAGCUGCAAUUGCUGCACAAUAUAUAUACCAAACUACGCGUCAUCAAAGUGACUCCACUACACAAUUGUCAGAAUCAGUUGUAACGAACCGUCGUGGGACAGAAGCCGCGACCCAAGAGUUACUGGAGGAGCAGCUUUCCCGUAUCUCUGCCUUUUUCGGUCCAGAAGGCUUCGCCAAGGUCAAAAAUGCUUUUAUAAUUAUUAUAGGACUGGGAGGUGUGGGAUCUCAUGCUGCACAUAUGUUGGCGCGUUCGGGAGUGGGCAAGUUGCGGCUCAUUGACUUUGACAACGUCACACUGUCGUCACUGAAUCGCCACGCGGUUGCCACUCGUAGCGAUGUGGGAUUAUCGAAAGUAUCGGCCAUGAAGCGCCACCUUCUUAGUAUUGUUCCGGAUUGCAAAAUUGAAGACAUGACUGUCAUGUUCGAGGCCGGCAGUGCCGAUGAACUACUGGAAGGCACCCCGGCUUACGUCUUGGAUUGUAUCGACGACGUUAAGACCAAAUGUGCGCUUUUGGAGGCUGUAUCACGCAAGGGACUGAAAGUCAUUACGGCAACUGGAGCUGGUGCCAAAGCUGACCCAACACGCCUACAGAUCGGUUCGCUGAAAGAUGCAGUCCGUGACCCUCUAGCGACUAAGAUUCGAUAUUUCUUGAAGAAGAAGAAUAUCUUGGCAUCAGAGAUCACAACCAUUUUCUCAAGUGAAAAAAGUGUCUGCAAAUUGCUACCGUUGGAUGCUGUGCAAACGCAGAAUCCCGAAGAGUUUGGCAACGUGGAAAACUUUCGCAUUCGUGUGAUUCCAGUGCUCGGAACAAUGCCUGCACUCUUCGGACAAUCCAUGGCAGCAUAUGUCCUUUGCGACUUGGCUGGCAAGAAGCUAAAUCCGGAGGCAGUUGCGCGGCUGUCUCGCGACCAACGCACCAAGUUGUAUCAGAAGCUCCAGCAGCGUGAACACGUGUUGUUCCACGAGGGUCAUAAAAUCGAACUAGGGAAAGAUGAACUCGAGUUUAUUUAUCAAGAAAUAUGGCGGGGACGCAGUUCUGUAAGCGGAACGCGCAAUGGUGGCCAUGAUCGUUUGUACUUGGCUCGCUGGCGUACAAAUCGCCCUUUGCGCCCGGAUAAUGUAGUCUACUUGACGACAAAAGAACUUGCCAUGUUGGAUAAGAGUGGCAUUGACGGGUUUGAUUCCGAGGUUGUUGAGCGCAUUGAUACUCACUUAAAGCAAUUCGGCGACUGGAGUGUUCCUAUCGACACAUAG
Molecule: messenger RNA, 1308 nt
Organism: Plasmopara halstedii
Lineage: Eukaryota; Oomycota; Peronosporomycetes; Peronosporales; Peronosporaceae
Product: ubiquitin-activating enzyme
Exons: 2
Coding region: 1-1308 (435 amino acids)
Biological process (GO): cyclic threonylcarbamoyladenosine biosynthetic process
Molecular function (GO): ubiquitin-like modifier activating enzyme activity; tRNA threonylcarbamoyladenosine dehydratase activity
Source: RefSeq, a predicted model, not a curated record